Messenger RNA from Entamoeba nuttalli P19, 903 nucleotides. Its product is annotated as YjeF-like protein, C-terminus domain containing protein. The transcript has a single exon. The record is from RefSeq and is a predicted model, not a curated record. Gene Ontology annotation, molecular function: ATP-dependent NAD(P)H-hydrate dehydratase activity. Gene Ontology annotation, biological process: metabolite repair. Lineage: Eukaryota; Evosea; Mastigamoebida; Endamoebidae. Bases 1 to 903 code for a protein of 300 amino acids.
AUGGGAGGUCAGUUAUCUAUUGAAGCGAGAUUAAAAUCUAUAAUCCCUCAAUUAACCUUCGACUCUCACAAAGGGGCGUGUGGUAAGGUUGCUAUUAUUGGUGGAAGUGUAGAAUAUACAGGAGCACCUUAUUUUAGUGGUAUAAGUGCUUUAAGAGUUGGUUGUGACCUUGCACACAUUUUCUGUCAUCAAGAUGCUGCUAUAGCUAUUAAGUCAUAUUCACCAGAAUUAAUAGUACAUCCUUUCUUUAAAGAAGACUAUGAUACAAAUGAAGUAUUGAAAUGGUUAGACACAGUACAAGCUUUGGUUGUUGGUCCUGGACUAGGAAGAGACGAAUCAGUGAUGGAAGCAACUCUUUCUAUCUUAAAACAAGCGAUAACUAAAAAUAUCAUAAUUAUUCUUGAUGCAGAUGGGUUAUUCUUAAUAAAUAAUCACCUUGACUUAAUUAGAGGAAAAAAGAAUGUUAUAUUAACUCCAAAUGUUAUGGAGUAUAGAAGACUUUGUGAUGUACUAAAAGUUUCUCAUAAUACUCCAUGCAAUAAAGUCGCUUUAAUGUUAGGAGGAGUUACUAUUCUUCAAAAAGGUCAAGUUGAUGAAAUUUCAAAUGGAAGUUAUACUGUUCGUGUUAAACAUGUUGGAUCUCCACGACGUUGUGGAGGGCAAGGUGAUGUAUUAAGUGGUAGUCUUGCUACUUUUGUUGCUUGGAGUAAGUUAAACCAAGAUUUUCAGGAUGAAGAUUUAAUUUGUUGUUCAGUUGCAGCAUCAGCGUUAGUUAAAGAAUGUAGCUCAUUUGCAUUCACAGAAAAACAUAGAGGGGUUAUAGCAAGUGAUAUUAUAGAAUCUAUUCCCAGUGUUUUUGAUCAGUUAUUUGGACAGAACAAAAUUCAGCUAAUUUAUGAAUGA